This is a messenger RNA of Medioppia subpectinata, 966 nucleotides long. NCBI's taxonomy places the organism in Eukaryota, Metazoa, Arthropoda, Arachnida, Sarcoptiformes, Oppiidae. The record is from the annotation of a GenBank genome assembly.
AUGUCUUUUGAGAAGAUAUCGGCGGUUACGGUGAGAGGCGUACCGCUGUAUCCAUUAUACUCGGGACCGGCCGACACACCGGUCACCGCCGAGUGCAACAACAGGUGUCGGGCGGGACCCAAGUGUCGGGCAUUUUUGAUUAAUUACGACAAACAUAUGUGCACUGGAAUGGACUACGACAGCCUCAAUAGGGGCGCAUCCAUUGUCAACACUCAGGAGCGCACCUCAUAUUUCGAGAAGAUAUGUCUGUCGGCCGCCCCGUGCGAGAAGGCCUGGACUUUUGAGCGGGUUAUGGGUCGCGAGUUGGGCGGCUUUGACGACCGCAUACUCAACGGAGUGGCCUCUCGUCUCCGCUGUCAAGAGCUGUGUCUCAAAGAGCGCUCAUUCGUCUGCCGGUCGGGAGAAUACGAUUACGCUCUGCAACAGUGCCGGCUGUCGUCGGAGGACCGACGGUCACAGCCGGCAGCCUAUCGAGUGUCCGCCGGGUCUGUGGACUACUUCGAGAACGAGUGCGCGGCUCUGGCCACGGGUCCGCCCAACUGUGACUUUGAUCGCUUUGAAAACUCGGACAUUAAACGCGCGGAUUUGGUCCGCACGGCCUUCUCUGUGGAUCAGUGCCGCACACUCUGUGAGGCCACCCGUGCUUUCGUGUGCCGAUCGUUCACAUACUCACAGCCGGCCGCUCAGUGUUGGCUCAGCAGCGAUGACGCCAUGGCUGUCGGCGGCGUCCGAUCGCUGGACACCCAUUCGGGCGCCGUUUACUAUCAGCGCUCCUCAUGUCUCGAUCUGCAAUUAUUCUGUAAUCACGACUCAAUGGUUGUGUCCCUCAACACCGCCGACCCCUUCAGUGGUAAACUAUACUCAAAGGAGGAGCCGAUCGCCUGCGAGUCCGUCGGACGCUCCACAACCAACACGCUAUUAACCAUGCCUUUCAGCCCGAGAUCCAGUUGUGGUAUCCGCGAAGAU